This is a messenger RNA of Rosa rugosa (rugosa rose), 2764 nucleotides long. Its product is annotated as magnesium/proton exchanger. Gene Ontology annotation, biological process: metal ion transport; transmembrane transport. The transcript is spliced from 10 exons. Bases 867 to 2468 code for a protein of 533 amino acids. The record is from RefSeq and is a predicted model, not a curated record. Lineage: Eukaryota; Viridiplantae; Streptophyta; Magnoliopsida; Rosales; Rosaceae. Gene Ontology annotation, cellular component: membrane.
CGAGGCAUUGCUCCAGCUUGAUGCGGAAGGAAAGGAGCUGGCUCACAGCGAAAAAUUGGCACUUGCCUUGUGCUUUUUGAAGACGAGUCCUGGUACCCCAAUUCGAAUAGUAAAAAACCUGAGGAUAUGCUGCGAUUGUCACGAUGCCAUGAAGAUGAUUUCCCAGGAGUUCGAUCGAGAAAUUGUCAUCCGAGAUUGCAAAUUUGAAACCCAUUUUAGGGAAGGUCGACUAUGCUCUUGUAAAGACUAUUGGUAUAUUAUAAGUAACACCUUCAUUUCUACAGUUUUACUUGACUCCCAGGAUAAAACAUCUACCAUGUAAGUUUGAUUUUCACCCAAAAAGAUAAAACAUGUCCUCACAUAAUUUAAGAGGGUGGACAUGUUGAAAUCAAAUGCCCUAAAAUAUCAAAUCUUGCGAGGCAAAGAUAUAGUUUCUAAUUUGUUUUAGCAUGACAUAAUUGUCUGAUUGAGAUGUUUGUUGGGCCUAAUCACAGUCUCUAUUUUUUGGUCUGGGUCUAAUGACGUUGUUAAGUUAAGCCACGCAAAGAAGACGAAUCACUGGGACCUGGGCAAAGAAUUAGUGCAACAAUUAUAGAAUCCAACCCAGAAUUUAAAGCUUCCUAUCCAAUCCAAUCCAUGCACGUUUGCGCUAUCCCAAGCUUCUCGGAAUUGAGACCCCGUGAGACCUGUGCCGCUUUUCAAAUUGACUCGUUCGUCACUCGCCGCAGGCAGGUCUCGCCGGUGAUUAUUGUCAGAUUCUAGAACAGUGCGAUUCGAAGGCGUUGGGGAUUAUAUAGAUAUAGGUCCUGCUACUUCUGUUUAGAUUUUGAGCUGUACGUAGUUUGAGCAAAUUAGCGCCAGGAAGAAUGCCUGAACUUUCCAGCACAAUUGGGCGGGAAACAUGUGGAAGCUACUUGAUUUUCGAGAGCGAAACUGCCCUCGGGAGUGGUGUCCGGGCAUUCUUAUAUGUUCUUGGUCUUGCUUACUGUUUCCUUGGAUUAUCAGCAAUUACUGCUCGUUUUUUCCGGUCCAUGGAGAGUGUUGUGAGCCACACGCGGAAGGUGGUGGCUAUUGAUCCUUACUCUGGUGAUCAAGUUAUUAGUCAUGAGAAAGUGUGGAAUUUCACAAUUGCAGAUAUUAGCCUGCUGGCCUUUGGGACCAGCUUUCCUCAAAUAUCAUUAGCCACCAUCGAUGCUAUACGAAACAUUGGAAGCCUCUAUGCUGGGGGUUUGGGUCCUGGAACACUAGUUGGUUCUGCUGCAUUCGACCUUUUCCCCAUCCAUGCUGUUUGUGUUGUAGUUCCUAAAGCUGGAGAGCUGAAAAAGAUUGCUGAUAUAGGAGUCUGGCUGGUUGAGCUCUUUUGGUCUUUCUGGGCAUAUAUUUGGUUAUAUAUAAUUCUAGAGGUGUGGACACCAAACGUGAUUACACUAUGGGAGGCCUUAUUGACAGUACUACAAUACGGGUUACUGCUGAUACAUGCUUAUGCUCAGGACAAGCAGUGGCCCUACUUUUCUCUUCCUUUGCCAAGAAGCAAGAGACCAGAGGACUGGGUGCCAGCUGAGCCUGUUGCAUGCAAGCUUGAUAGUGGUCCCUGUGAUGAGUAUUCUGAAAUACUUCAUGUUGGCGAAGAUGAAAACAGAGGCGUUGUUGAUAUUUUCUCCAUACAUUCAGAGACAGGAAAUGGUAUAGUUCCAGUGUAUCAAAAAGUCUCUGGAAAUGACGAAACUCCUGAGUCAUCUAAUAAAGAUUGUCAAGAGAAAAUGGUUUCAGAAGAUCAUCCAGUUUUUAUACUUUGGAGGCAACAAUUUGUAGACGCAGUCAAGCUCGAAAGCACAGAAUCAAGAAAACUGAACAACUUCUAUUUGCGACUGGCAAGAAUUUUCUGGCAAUUACUUCUUGCUCCCUGGAGACUAUUAUUUGCAUUUGUUCCUCCUUAUAACAUUGCUCAUGGCUGGGUUGCCUUCAUUUGUUCCUUAAUUUUCAUCAGUGCGAUAGCUUACAUUGUAACACAACUCACUGAUCUCAUAAGUUGUGUCACAGGAAUAAAUCCUUAUGUCAUAGCAUUUACCGCAUUAGCAAGUGGAACUUCGUGGCCAGAUUUAGUUGCAAGUAAGAUUGCUGCUGAACGUCAGUUGACAGCUGACUCUGCCAUUGCAAACAUCACUUGCAGCAAUUCGGUGAAUAUAUAUGUUGGAAUCGGUUUUCCAUGGCUGAUCAACACAGCAUACAAUUAUUUUGUAUAUAAAGAACCACUGCGGAUUGAGAAUGCAGCGGGUCUUAGCUUCUCAUUGCUUGUAUUUUUCGCAACCUCAGUAGGCUGCAUUUCAGUUCUGGUAAUUAGGCGUCUAACAUUGGGUGCAGAGCUUGGAGGGCCAAAGCUUUGGGCAUGGAUUACCUUUGUGUUUUUCAUGUUGCUUUGGAUAAUUUUUGUUGUGCUGUCUUCUCUCAAAGUUUCUGGCAUCAUAUAAGAGAUUUUUUUUUUUCAUACCUUCAAUUUUUUGUACCGCAAUAUUGUUUCUGGUGUUUCUUUACCCUCUUCGAUUAGUUAUGAUUGAGUGAAAGUAGAAUGUAAACAAAAACCCUUACAGUGUAGCAUUGUUGUAUCACUUGUAUGAUUACAAAUGUAUUAUGCUGUUCAAGCCAUGUUAUCAAUUGUACCCACCCCCUUCAUCUUCCUAGUCUUAUGAUACUGUUUGGAUUGUAGAAACAAACUUAUAAUGUUUCUUAGUUUGAUAAUACAGAAUAUACAUAGCUUGAUGGUGUU